Molecule: messenger RNA, 822 nt
Organism: Symbiodinium necroappetens
Lineage: Eukaryota; Dinophyceae; Suessiales; Symbiodiniaceae
Source: the annotation of a GenBank genome assembly
AUGGAUGUGUUUUUAGCACUCAAUCGGAGAACCGAUGCUGUUGCAAAGCGGUUGUCGGAGUUCUGGCCGCCUCCGAGAAAGGCUUCGAGUCACUGGCAGAAAGAGAACGGCUUGGCAUUUACUUUUGGAGACCACGGCGAACAGCUGAGUGGUGCCGACCCGCCUCCGCAUGGAAACCUAGUCUCGCCGGAUGUGUCGCGGACCAUGAUGGCCUUCGAAGCCAGAUCAUUCGCUUCCCGCGUCGCCUCGCCGGGCCUUUUCCGCAUGGCAGAUGUUUACGCAACCAUUGCCGACCUAGUCGGCCUGGAACUCAAAGGCAAGCUAUUUGUUGGAACCAGUCUGUUUGGAAAGCUUGACGCGCAGAGCCAAUCCAGACGGUUUGGUGUUGCUUCGUUCUCCUUCUACCGGCCAGGAGACCUCGCGGCUGCUCACUUCCGUGCCUCGGAUGGCCAGAUAUGUGCUGCGGAGUUCCACCGCGGCUCGCAAGGCUGGAAACUGUUCAAGGCAGACUCUUUGCAAGAUCUCUUCGGGAGUGGAAAGAGCCUCUCAUCCGUUGAGGCCGACCCAAGCAGUGCGUGUGCCAAUGAAUCCAUGGCUGCGCUGAGCUGGGCGUUAAAGCAGCGGCAGGCCAUGAACACAUUGCUAACCGAAUCAAACGUGCAUGCGGCGUGGCUCCUAGCUUCCGUCAGGGCAGCAGUGUCCCGGGCCGCAGCUAUGGCGAGAUGGCUUCUGAAGAGAAUGCUGCGACCGUUCCUACCUCCACCCGCUACCAAUUGCUCGAGCGGGAAGCCGGCUCGUGACGGUACAAAGGACGAGUUUUAG